ACCCGUGGUGGCGUGACGCGAAACUUGCGUCCGGAGCGUUAGGAACGGUGUGUGCGGAAGAAGAACGUAUAUAGGAUUUCGAACACCCCCCGCCCCCCAGCCAUUAGUCCGAAAAAAGGCUUGUGUUGCAGUCUUUUGCACUGCAGAAGGGAUUUUGCUGCAAUGCAAGUGGUACGUGGUCCUCCUGCCUGUUGAACUGGACACUGAUCAUCUCGGGAGUGUUUUUUUUUCUUUUUUUUUCACGCGGAAACUCUUGGGAUGUGACACGAUGCCUUCUCGCCUCUCCUGAAGGAUUGCAGUUCGGCAUCAUGAAGCCCACCUGACAAGCUGCCCUGGCUACACCAAGAAGUAAAUACGCUGAGACGGAGCCAAAUGCGCGCGCAGUCCAUUAACGCGCCGCAAUUAUUUGUAUCCUUUUAUUCGCCGGACUGGCAGCGAUGCGGGUGACAGCAGCUGAUAUGAUCCCAGGGAAAUACGAUUUGGUGCAGCGACCCAAAGGAUGACGCUGCCUGCCUCCUCUUGACUUUUAGGAUGGACAGCGAGGGGAACGCAGCCGAGCGCCACUUUUUCUCCAGCGAGCACUUAAUUACAUCCUUUCAAUCAGUUAAGAGGCGUCUUUGCUAUCGAUCACUGGAUCAUUGGAUGCGGUAUAAUGCGCAAAUGUGCUUUUGAGUGAUGGCAAACUCCUGCUUUUGACUGAAUGCUUCGGGAAAAGGAAAAGAUUUUCUGAGGUGGACACCUUAAAUGGGUACUUUACUUAAGAAUCUGAGGAAGCGGCGCACUUUUCGUCUUUUUUGCGCCCUGACGUCGGGGUAAGAGUGGGCCAGUCUGAAAAGCCACGAGUCUCAUUAAACUGCUUCUUUUCCUGCGUUUUCGGCCAUGUGGGGUCGGUUGUACAUGUGAAUGAAAGGCUGGAGGGGUUCAUGCCGUGGAGGGGGGGGGGGUACGAAGAGAGUUUCUCCUAGGGGCUUCGUGAAGCGCUCGGCUCGUGGCGAGAGCUGAACGGAUGCCGCUCGUCGCGCCCGUGCGAAGCCGCGGCCGCUGUCCGUGCGAGUCGCGGUGCUGAAAUCUGGAUGAUGCCCGGCCAGCGGACGCACGGCUGCCGCUCCUUGCACAUCAACGAGGACAACGGCCGCUUCCUGCUGCUCGCCCUGCUCAUCGUGCUCUACCUGCUGUGCGGUGCUGCCGUGUUCUCCGCCAUCGAGAGACCCUCGGAGCUGCGAGCCCAUGGCCGCUGGAACCGGACGCUCUUCAACUUCAGCGAGACGUUCAACAUCAGUCUGCAGGAUCUCAACUCGUUCCUGCGGGAGUACGAAACGGCCAUCGCCGCAGGGAUCCGAGCCGAUUCCAUUAGACCGCGAUGGGACUUCACCGGGGCGUUCUACUUUGUCGGGACUGUGGUGUCAACUAUUGGCUUCGGCAUGACCACUCCUGUCACGGUGGCGGGCAAGGUGUUCCUUAUCUUCUACGGGCUGCUGGGUUGCGCUGCCACGAUUUUGUUCUUUAACCUGUUCCUGGAGCGCAUCAUCACCCUGCUGGCGGUGGUGAUGAAAGCAGUACGUGAGCGGCGGCUGCGCCAUAGCGGCCUCCUGCCCCCGGGCCUGCGCCGCGACUUCGCCGAAGGGUACCUGCCAGGCUGGAAGCCCUCCGUCUACCAUGUGAUGCUCAUUCUGGGCCUAGGUGCUGUUGUCCUCUCCUGCGGAGCAUCAGCCAUGUACACCCCUGUAGAGGGUUGGGCCUAUCUGGACUCGCUCUACUAUUGCUUUGUCACUUUUAGCACCAUUGGCUUUGGGGACCUGGUGAGCAGCCAGCGUGCGGCCUAUGCACACCAGGGCCUAUACAGGCUGGCCAACUUCCUCUUCAUCUUGUCUGGUGUCUGCUGCAUCUACUCACUCUUUAAUGUCAUUUCCAUCGUCAUCAAGCAGGUUCUGAACUGGAUGUUGCGCCGAAUGGGCUGCCUCUGCUGUCAACGCUGUGGCAAAAAUGGCGGUGCUUUCCUGGGCCGCCGCAAUGCCAUUCGACCAGGAUCACGUGUCCGUCGCGGCCGCUUUGCACGGCCACCUGACUCGGAGGGUCCUUGUGACAGCGAAACCGAGGGCCGUCGCCUCUCCGGAGAAAUGAUCUCCAUGCGUGACCUCACUGCUUCGAACAGGGUGUCAUUGGCCAUCAUGCAGAAGCAGCUCUCCGAAUCGGCCAACGGCUUCCCCAGGACCGUGUGUGGGAGCUCUCGACAGAACGGCUUCUCCGGGGGCGUCGGUGCCCUCGGUAUCAUGAACAACAGGCUGGCUGAGACCAGCGACACCAGGGCUUGACUGGACGCCUCGUGCAGGCUGUGGAGCCGAGGAGUGGACUCGGACACAGAGAGGGAGAGACAGAUUGACCACCUUUUUUUGGAUGACCUUGGCAUUUUUUUUUUUUUUUCUUUUUGGGUGCGUGGAGUUUCAAAGCGGGCAACUGAGAGGAAGGAGUAGACGCAGGAGCACGAGAGAACAAGGAGCACAGAUGGAGGAGCGCUACGGAAGACUAAGGGAAAGAGGAGGGGGGGUCCUGCGGCAAGAGCCAGGCAGCGAAGGCAAACGAUGAGCAGUCAGUGCAUGUGAGUAGAGAGGGCAGCUCACUGCAGGAUAGGGCAGCUGCUGGAGGAGGCCAAAUCGACUCCCAUUAACACAGAGGUCUCCCCAUCCUCCAUGGCUCUCAUCAUCAGCAUCUAUCUCCCCCAUCCUCCCGCACAUUCAGGCUCUCCUGCUGUUCAUUAUCUGGCACAAACCACUAUGCUGCGCCUGCAUAUCCCAACCUCUUCUGCAGUGCUCACUGCUACCAAGUCCAAGCUGUGUAUAUAUACCCUGUUAGUGUAUAUAGAAAUUAAGCAUCUAU
Scleropages formosus (Asian bonytongue) is the source of this 2874-nucleotide messenger RNA. RefSeq names its product potassium channel, subfamily K, member 12 (gene kcnk12). Gene Ontology annotation, molecular function: potassium ion leak channel activity; outward rectifier potassium channel activity. NCBI's taxonomy places the organism in Eukaryota, Metazoa, Chordata, Actinopteri, Osteoglossiformes, Osteoglossidae. The record is from RefSeq and is a predicted model, not a curated record. Bases 1074 to 2312 code for a protein of 412 amino acids. Gene Ontology annotation, cellular component: plasma membrane. The transcript is spliced from 4 exons. Gene Ontology annotation, biological process: potassium ion transmembrane transport; stabilization of membrane potential.